Paralichthys olivaceus (Japanese flounder) is the source of this 1027-nucleotide messenger RNA. The record is from RefSeq and is a predicted model, not a curated record. Lineage: Eukaryota; Metazoa; Chordata; Actinopteri; Pleuronectiformes; Paralichthyidae.
GUGAAGCCAGAGACUGCCCAUGUUUCCGCCGGUGAGCGUGACGUCACGGCUUAGGCUGUGGACGGUAGCUCGCUGGGCUCAGUUCGCGCUGCUCGUGCUAACGAUGGGGGACGAAGAGCUCGAGGACUUGGUUCAUUUCUCGGUGCGCGACGCGCCGGCUCGAGGUUAUGUCGUCAUGGAGGAGAUCCGACGUCAGGGGAAACUCUGUGACGUCACGCUCAGGGUAAGAGCCGAGUUGGCCUGCAGCUAUCAGCUAGAAGUGUUUGAGGCUGUUCUCAUGUGGGUUCAUCAUGACCGGGACCGGCGGGAGCCUCUGUUGCCAGAGCUGCUGUCAAAGAUCAGACUUCCUCUGUGUCGACCUCAGUUUCUGUCUGACCGAGUCCAGCAGGACGAACUGGUUCGCUGCUGCCAUAAAUGCAGAGACCUGGUGGAUGAAGCCAAAGAUUUCCACCUGAUGCCGGAGCGUCGUCCUCAUCUUCCCACGUUUAAAACCAGACAGAGGUGCUGCACAUCCAUCACAGGACUCAUCUAUGCUGUGGGAGGACUCAACAGCUCAGGUGACUCCCUAAAUGUGGUCGAAGUCUUUGAUCCACUUGGGAACUUCUGGGAACGCUGUCAGCCAAUGAGGACGGCUCGCAGCAGAGUGGGCGUGGCUGUUGUCAACGGACUGCUGUUCGCCAUCGGUGGAUAUGACGGCCAAUCGCGACUGAGCACAGUGGAGGUCUACAACCCAGAGAUGGACAACUGGACGCGGGUGUCGAGCAUGAACAGUCAGCGCAGCGCCAUGGGAACGGUGGUGGUUGAUGGACACAUCUAUGUCUGUGGCGGCUAUGAUGGAAAGUCUUCUCUGAAUUCUGUGGAGUGUUUUUCUCCAGAGACCGACAGGUGCUCAAAUCCUCUUUCUACAGGGGUCAGUGGUCCAGGACCAAGUCUAGAUCUAGGUCCACAACUAGGUUCAGGUACAGGACAAGAAUCAGGUCCAGAACCAGGUUCAGGUCCAGGACCAGUUUGAGGUUCAGGUAUUUGU